AUGCCAUCAGUGGUGCCGAAAGUGAAACUGAACGACGGCUUUGAGAUGCCUGUCAUAGGUUUGGGCACUUAUAACGCCGAUAACAUCGUAGAAGUGAUCGCCAGUGCCAUAGACUCUGGUUAUCGACACUUCGAUUGCGCCGACAUUUACGGCAACGAAGAAGAGAUCGGAACAGCGCUCAACUCAGCCAUCAGUGCCGGCAAAGUAAAGCGCGAAGACUUGUUUGUAGUGACCAAAGUGUGGUGCACUUGGAUGGCAAGGGGUAGGCCUACCAUCAGCGCUAAGCGCAGUCUUAAGCGCUUUGGUUUUGAUUAUUUGGAUUUAUUGCUCAUCCAUUGGCCGACACCUUAUAAACAGGACAAAGACUAUUAUCCACUCGACUCGACGGGACAAUUGAUAUUUGACGACACCAUUAAUUUGGCAGAUGUUUGGAAAGAGUUUGAAGACAUCAAGAAAAGUGGUGAUUGA
Messenger RNA from Medioppia subpectinata, 468 nucleotides. The record is from the annotation of a GenBank genome assembly. NCBI's taxonomy places the organism in Eukaryota, Metazoa, Arthropoda, Arachnida, Sarcoptiformes, Oppiidae.